AUGGCUUCGUCAAAGGGUUUAACGCAAUUUUGGGUGAUUACUUUCAAAACCACGCCAAGCUUGCUAGAAUUCUCUCCGCAAACUGUGCAACUUCAAAUCUUUACCGGCACCGGAAGAAACAACAGUCGAGAAGAUAUGGCUGAUUUGUUGCAGAAGGCGAUUCAAUCGAUGUCUCUUGAAGAGGAAGAGCCUCUAACCUUGCCUGACAGCCCGAGAUUCAGAAUCUAUGAGGAGAACGAGAGGAGUUUGAUGGGAAGACUUCUCAAUCCCGAUUGCCAAACUAUGGCAAAGAUGAUAGACUUCAUGCCGACUGCGUGGAGGGUGUUUGGCAGAGUGCGCGGUAUCGCGUUGUCUCGAGACAGAUUCCAGUUUGUGUUCCAGCGUGAGGAGGAUCUGGAGACGGUGCUGAAGGACAGACCGUGGUCCUACAACUAUUGGACAAUGAUUUUGGAGCGCUGGACAGCCAAUCCUCCUGCGGAUUACCUACAGACGAUGAAGAUUUGGAUCCGUAUGAGAAAUAUUCCUGCGAAUUUCUUCACAGUGGAGACGAUGUUUAAGCUUGCUGGUGAAGUUGGAUUAGCUGAAAAGGUGGAGUAUGAUCCUAAGGUGUCUCACACAAAGGAUUAUGUCAGGGCUUUGGUCCUGUUUGAUGCUAACAAUCCUGCAAAGGCUGCUCGCAAACUUAGCGUUGAAGGAGGAACGGUUACUAUUACGUAUGAGUAUGAGAAGCUCCACAAAUGCUGCUACCAUUGCCUAAGGCUCACACACGAAAAUGUGAAGUGCACUUUACGCAAGAAGAGCACUGUGGUUAGGCAAAAGACAGUGGACCCUCCAAGGGCCGAUCUUAGAGAGCCGUUGAUUGCGGACCAGCGUAGUGAUCCUCAGAGGUUUCCGGUGCUUUUUCCCGAGUUAUCAGGAGAAGAACGUAACAUGGCAAUGCUCUAUAUCUCUCACGCUGAUCCUACUGAACGUAUGGCGAGAAUUGAGCGUGUGAGACAAGGGAUUGCAGAGGAUAAGGCAGCAUCUGCUGCUAACAUUCAACGCAUCACGAAGGAGCUUGACAAAGGAAAGGGUCCAAUGCUCUCUUACACAGCACUUUUGGAAGCUCAGCAGGGUGGAAGCUCGCGUCAAGCUUUGGCUUUACUCCCACCUGAAGGAGAGAAGAGUGAUGACGACACUGGUUCUAUACACUCUGUUUCUUCAGCGCCUUUGGCUCUUUCGGGUUUUCAGUUAGGCCCUUCUACGAAAGGGCGAGUCAUUGGCAACAACGGUUCAAACAAAACUUCAAGAAAAAGGCCUCAGGCUUGGAAGAGGAGAGCUACUGGCAAAGAGUUGAAACUCACCUCAACUCCAUCCCCUCCUGGCCACACGGAGCCUUCUGUAAGCUCAAAACGGAAGUCUGGUGCUCCGUUAUCUUCAGAAAACAAGAACAUGAAACUCUCAGACCCUUCGGUGGCUUCCGUAUUGAAGCCGCUGCAACCCCAAUGA
Raphanus sativus (radish) is the source of this 1488-nucleotide messenger RNA. RefSeq lists its product as uncharacterized. The transcript has a single exon. The coding region runs from base 1 to 1488 and encodes 495 amino acids. Lineage: Eukaryota; Viridiplantae; Streptophyta; Magnoliopsida; Brassicales; Brassicaceae. The record is from RefSeq and is a predicted model, not a curated record.